Messenger RNA from Cylicocyclus nassatus, 1689 nucleotides. NCBI's taxonomy places the organism in Eukaryota, Metazoa, Nematoda, Chromadorea, Rhabditida, Strongylidae. The record is from the annotation of a GenBank genome assembly.
AUGUGUGACCAUCAGGCGCGAUAUCUCCUACAAGAAAUCCUGGCAAGUGGCGGGAGGUUGUCUACUACGAAGGAAAACGUAUGCUAUCUGAACGAGGGCGACAUCCCUAAACACAUCCCAGCACAUCUGAAUGACGCCAUAAAAACUUUCUCAGGCGAUGUCACGGUAACGAUCUCCAAUCUUAACCGUUAUCUAAACGUCUAUGUUGGAAAAUACUACGACCAGAAUGACGGCUGCCACAUGCCUGAACCAUGCCAAUCCCUGUUUCUUCAGGAGGUAGAAAAGGAAACAACAUCUGCCGAAGAAGCAGGUUGUUCAAUGGACGUUGAAAUGGUGAUAGAACCUGGACAGGGUGGAUCAAAAACCCCUACCAAAUCUGUCCCAGUAUCCCCGUCCAGAACAGUUUUCACCACGCCGUCAGUAAAGCACGCCGAGUCAGGAUCGUCGGGCAGAACCACGACUGGCUCCUGUUUCACUCCCGGAAAAAUGCCUGAAUCCGACAGUGAAGCACGCCUUGAACUAGAAGAAACUGACUCGGCCCUGCUCGACAAAUACUUUGUUGUCCAAGGCAGAAAGCUCUUGGAGCUUUUCAACCUUGGCAGCAGCGAAGGUGAAGCUGGAAAUGUGUGUCUGAAGAUACACCACGGCGCCAUACCACUGAUUGAGUAUGUGACCAAAGGGCCAAAUCCACAGAUAAGAACAUGGGAAGGCCAAGGAAAGCUAGGAAAAGGCCCAAAAGAAAAGCUCUUCAGUGGAACCAGCUUAGCCUGCGCCGCGGCGAUAACAACAGGGGCCCGCUGGACUAAGGUGAACCAUUGGGCAAAAAAAAUGAGCCUGCUCUUGCCCAGCCGCACGGCCUUCUACAAGUUUUUCAAAAGAAUUAGGCCGGCAAUUGAGACAGUCUAUGACCGAUACGAAGCCCGGACUAUUCUAGAUAUAAAGAGCGCAUACGAGAACCAACGGCUCGAAGGAUGGAAUAUCGCGAUUGACGGCGCUUACGAUAGCAGAGGACACAGUGCGGACUUUUGUAAAGUCCUUGCCGUAGAUUUGCAAACGGGACUCUGCGUGCAUACCGAAGUCGUCUACCGUAAAGAAACAGGUGGCAAGAGCGGGCUUAUGGAAAAGAUCGGAUUCCACCGCAUUCUGCGGUGGUUCAGGUCGAUGAACAUUCCACUUCAUUCGAUCUCAACCGACCGGAGCUAUGCGCUCAAAACAGAGGUCGACUCGUACAACGCAGAGUACGAUGCUCACAUCAGGUGGCACGUCGACCCUUGGCAUUUAUCCAAGUGUCUGGACAAAAAUUUGCGAGCUGUUGAAAAACGGAAAGAUUGCGAAGCAAUCCAUGAGUGGAAGGACCAUAUAAAGGCCCACUUAUACCACUCCAUACGACGUGGUGCACAAACAAACAGGGGUGAGAUGAUGAAGUUUCACUUCAACACUUGCCUGUACCACGUCGCAGGCAUACACCAAUGGAGACAGAACGAGCAAACGGGCUGUAUAACCCAAUGCAUCCACGAGAACCUUCCAGACGAACGCGGAAAGGCCAUAGUUGCGUGGGGGAGCCCGUCCCACGAAAGGCUAAAGAAGGUUCUCCUCCAACAGCAAUUUCAGAAGGACAUCAAACUGGCUAGUCCCUAUGGUGGGACUAGCCAGGAGAUGUGGGAACAUAGAAAAACAAUAACCACGUAA